This is a messenger RNA of Dentiscutata erythropus, 2673 nucleotides long. The record is from the annotation of a GenBank genome assembly. Lineage: Eukaryota; Fungi; Glomeromycota; Glomeromycetes; Diversisporales; Gigasporaceae.
CCAUUAAAUAUUGGUUCCGAUGAUGCUAUUUCAAUAAAAGAAUUAGCUUAUAUUGCAUUCGAAACUAUCGGAAUAGCGAAAGAACAGAUUAGGUUGAUAACAGAAGAGAAUAAACCUGUUGGUGUAAAAAAUAGAAAUUCGGAUAAUACACUUAUUAGUCAAGUUCUUGGAUGGUCACCUAAAACCUCACUUCGAAAAGGUAUGGAAAAAACGACAACAUGGAUAAAAAAUGAGAUCGAAAAAGAGCUUAAUAAAUGUAAAAAUGAGCCAACGAGAAAAGAGUUGAAAGAGAGUUACAGAAAUAGCAACGUAACGAAAAUAUUAGAUGAAGGGAUUAAAUUCGGAAUUCUUCUUCCGAUUACUUCUCGCGGGCUGGAAAGCCCUGACGAUUAUCUUUAUCACCUACGUAAUUUCAUCCAGAGCGUAUAUGAAACAACACAAAUAAAUAUUGCGGGUAUAAACGGUAUUAAAUUUUCGGUAAAGUUCUUUAUAGGAAUUGAUAAGGACGACCAUCCUAUUGAGAAUAAUGUAGUCGAACAAAUACUCAAGGAAUACGGAUUUAUUGAUGUAGAAAUGCGUGAGUUUGAUCUGCCCUCAGGAUCCAUAUGUAAAAUUUGGAACGACUUAGCAAUAAAUGCGUAUAAUCAGAUGUGUGAUUAUAUAGUACUAUUUGAUAACGGCAUUAUAAUUGAGAGUACUAAUUGGAUGUCAAAAAUUCAUGAAGAAUUUGUGAAAAUUUCAAAUGAGAAAAAAGUACCAUACGGUUUCGGGAUGGUUACAUUCACGGAAACAACGUCUCCAGGACUUCCAAAAUUUCCAGUAAUAUCACGACUUCAUAUUGAUAUAUUUAAUGGUAUACCAUUUCCACAAGUAUUUACCAAUCAGGAUGCCACUAGCUCUUUCCUUUUUCAAUUAUAUCGUCGAUUUGGCUGUUCUGUAAUGUCAAAAAGGAUCAAACUAAUGAAAAUUAUAGAAAGUAGUAAAAAACAACAGUACGAAAAUGAUUGGAGUUUUUCUAUUUUGGAUAAUGCUGUAUUAUCCGUUGAAAAAUGGAUGCAAAACACAAUCGAAAAUCCUAUACCUAAACUCCUUACAAUAGAUAUAGUAGUACCAACAUAUAGGGUUCUAUUACAAUUUUUAGAGCCUAUAAUCCGGCUUAAAAGAUCUAAAACUGCAUCUACAUCAAUAAUAAUGGUUGUGGACGAUCCAAAUUCGCCAAAUAUUCCAGAUCUAAAAAAAUAUGAACAUGACGAAUUCGUUAGAAUUAUUGUACAUGAAAAAAAUCUUGGAGCAAGUGAAGCAAGAAAUAGAGGACUAAAAGAGUCAUGCGCGGAUUACGUUUUCUUCAUAGACGAUGAUUUAUUUGUAGAACCAGAUAUGUUAAUAGAAGCUGAGAGAAUAAUCCGAAAAUUUCCAAAAGCUUGCGGAUUCGUCGGAUGUACGAAAUUCCCGGAUCCAACCAAUGCUAUUUUUACAAGCGCCGUAAAAAUGUCAGGAUUAGUUUCUUCUUUUGACGUUGCUGAACGUAUUGAGGAGGAUAUUCCAUGGGGAAUAACAGCAAACCUAAUAGUUCGUCGUUACAAAGAUAAUAUUGAGUUCAAUACUAUAUUCCCGAAAACGGGAGGCGGUGAAGACAUUGAUUUUUGUCUGCAAAAAAGACAUUUUUUCAAACGAAAUAUUCAAGGCAGUGAAGGUUUCCGUGGAGCACCCUUGGUAAGGGCAGUACAUCCUUGGUGGAAUAACGGGAAAAGGUCAUAUCGUAGAUUUGCAACUUGGGGAUAUGCAGACGGACUAUUAAUUAAAUUGUACCCAGAGUAUUCGUAUAAAGACGGUUUCCCCGAUGACCCGGAACGUUUAUUAAUGCUCUUGUCUCUUCUUACAAUUUUCCUUUUUACAAAAAUUUUUAUAAGUAAUCAAAUGUUAAAUGAGCUAAUUCUCGUAACGAUUAUCUCAAUACCAUUAGUAGUUGUCGCGAAUAUACUUGUCACUGUGACCCGCUUAGUGAUUUUAGAACCGGAAUCAAAUGUUCCAGAAUUAAAAGGAUAUCGUCGCGUAAUUGCAGCAUCAGAAACAGUAAUCAUACGACUAGCCGCGAAUUUAGGAAAAUUAUAUGGAUUACUGAGUAGAAAAGAUUGGGAUUAUAUUGGAUGGAGGUUCGACUAUCAGACUGGUAGAUUCGGUGAUCGUUUUAAAAACAUUACAAGGCAAAGUUCGAAGACUACUUUUAGUUUAUGGGUCCUUCUUGUCCUACUUACAUUUUCUUAUAUAAGAUUUAAUACCCAUAAAUUAGAAAGAAUAUUAGAAUAUGAUGAGAAUAUAUUGAGAAAAGUCACAUUAGUAAUUGAUAGUUAUGAAUAUUGGAGAAAUAUAGCUUAUGAUAAAGACCAAGUAAUACUUUUACAACUUUCUGAACAUUUUGACGCGGAUAGUUAUGAACAAGCAGUUCAAACUAUCCGAAAUACUUUAUUGGAAAUGUUUCUACGAGCGAAACCGACUAUAGUCGUCAACAACUCUUAUGAAGAUGAACAUAAUUUAGGUUUUUCCAAUAAUGAGAUUGAUGAUGAAGGUACAAAAAAAUUAGAGGAUGCUCUCUGUAUAAAUAAUUUAUUAACUUCUUUAGUUCUUAGUGAUGGAAGAGUUAAAAGCGUUAGUUACAAAAAUACUUUAUCUUAG